UAAGCAUAAUCAAAGAUAUGCGCAGUACACGACACUGCAAGAUUUGCAGUCUGGCAAAGAAGUGGUUAUAGUGAAUGCAUGUCCAUCUAAUCUUCAACUUUUUUCAAGAGCCCGAUGUUCACGCUCUACAAAUCGCGUUGUUUUUUCAACAACUGUACAAAAUUCUUCCAGAAUCUUCGAAGCAUACGACCCCUUGGGUCGUCUGCGGGGAUUUCAACAUGCAUCCCGACUUUCCUGUGUAUGAAAUGUUGAGAAAUGGAAAAUUGUACGCCGAGAGUAUCGAAAAGUUGAAUCCAGUAAAGUGGAAACAUCCCGACCUAACCAGGCAAAAUGAGAUUGUAAAUUACGACAGCAUUGUUCUUCGAAAACACAAGAAAAGUUUGACGCAUCCAUUUAGGGAUGCAAAAAGUGCGUACAAAAGUGUUUUGGGAAACGAACCCACAUUUACUCACUACGAAUGCAGCGAAGAUUUCGCUAAAGAAUUAGGAUCCAAGUUCUUGAUAGAUACCCUGGAUUACAUUUGGUAUUCAUCUAAAUCGCUGCAAGUUAAUGCCGUCCUGGAGAUGGUCAAAGAAGGUCUCAUUAAACCCUAUUGUGCAUGUCCUAACGAAGUAUUUCCGUCGGAUCACUUGUCGUUGAAAGCAUUUUUGCAAUUCCCUGAAAGAACCAUCUAAAUCAGCGAUCGUAUAUUUUAACAUUUUCCACCCAAUUUUAUACUGUAAUUAAUGUGAUAUAUGAUUUCUUUAAAGAUAUAGUUCAACUCGGAAAUCUUGAAGUGUUUGUAAAAGUUGAUCGUUCAGGUUGAUCUAGCUUGAAAAAGAUGACGGCUCUAGUUUUCGAAAUAUCACCAGUCAUCACAGCCUACAACGCUAUAGGCCCAAAUCCUUUUGUAUAGAUGAAUUUUUUUUCUUCACUUUACCCUGUACGAUCAACUUUCAAACUUUUUUUGCAAUUUUCAUCGAAGGGUAAUAUAAGUAAUGUGCAUAUUAAAUUUUCUUUUGUUCUUGUACAUGACAGUACGUAGUUCUGCAAAUCAUUCGUGCCAAUUACUCGUCACUCGAAUGUGAGGAAGGGCAGUCAAGUGCAGGAGCGUGGUGACCUAGGGGUGUGUGGUGGGUGUUAUUUACUGCAUUUGGGGGGAAAAUUACGUCUUACGAGUCAAUCUGGGCGGAGCGAGGUUUGGUUUCUUCAGUUUCAUAAACAUCAUGGUAAAAAAUUUCCCAGCCUUGAUCUUUAGAGGCUCAAUUAAGAUAUUGUAAUAUACUCCACAACUUGGUAUAUUGUAUUUAAAUAUAGUUUUUAAUAUCAACAAUCUAUCUUAGCCUCUUGCUCGCAUCCACACUACUUCUACACGUGUUCGACUGUCAUGUGAUGUAUCCAUCACGUGGUUAACUACGUUACAGAUAUUACCUAAUCUGCUGUAAUUAUCAUCUGAAUCAAAAUCCGUCAACAAAUGUUUAUCCAAUUAUUAGAUGCUGAUUUGUGUAUAAGGCCCAAAUCGUUAGC
Molecule: messenger RNA, 1506 nt
Organism: Dendronephthya gigantea
Lineage: Eukaryota; Metazoa; Cnidaria; Anthozoa; Malacalcyonacea; Nephtheidae
Product: glucose-repressible alcohol dehydrogenase transcriptional effector-like
Exons: 4
Coding region: 75-674 (199 amino acids)
Biological process (GO): nuclear-transcribed mRNA poly(A) tail shortening
Cellular component (GO): cytoplasm; CCR4-NOT complex; nucleus
Molecular function (GO): poly(A)-specific ribonuclease activity
Source: RefSeq, a predicted model, not a curated record